Molecule: messenger RNA, 3265 nt
Organism: Thunnus maccoyii (southern bluefin tuna)
Lineage: Eukaryota; Metazoa; Chordata; Actinopteri; Scombriformes; Scombridae
Gene: rab42b
Product: RAB42, member RAS oncogene family
Exons: 2
Coding region: 178-849 (223 amino acids)
Molecular function (GO): GTP binding; GTPase activity
Source: RefSeq, a predicted model, not a curated record
UAUUCCUCUUUAACCAUUCUUAACCUUACUUACAACCCCAUUUGUAAUUCCUGCACUGCAUAUUUUUCUUCUUCUCUAAGUCCCUCUCUCUAUACUCCCCUCUCUGUCCCACAACUUUUACACACCUCUGUAUUCCCACAAGCUCUCCUCAUCCCUCAUUUCCCACUGCCAGCAACAAUGGACUUGACUUUGUGGCAGUACCAGUUCAGGGUCAUCAUGCUGGGGGACUCCACGGUGGGCAAAUCCUCCUUGCUGAAACGCUACACUGAGGAUUUGUUCCUGGAGUUCAUCAACGAGACGGUGGGUGUAGACUUCUAUGUCCACUUCCUGGAGGUGGCGCCGGGGGUCCGUGUCAAGCUGCAGUUCUGGGACACAGCUGGACAGGAGAGGUUCAGGUCGGUCACCCGCUCUUAUUACCGCAACUCGGUCGGAGGCCUGCUGGUGUUUGACAUGACCAACCGAGCCUCAUUUGACCAUAUUAAGGAGUGGCAUGCCGAGGUGUGCGAGCGGGUGCAGCCACAUAAGGUUCUGUUCGUGCUUGUGAGCCAGAAGAGUGACCGAGAUGCUCACGGGGAGAGGGUAGUGAGUCACGAAGAGGCUCAGAAACUUGCCGGACAGUUAGGGAUGCCCUACGUGGAGGCCUCUGCCAAGACAGGCCAGAAUGUGAGGGAGGCCUUCGAGCUCCUCACUCGAAGGAUCUACCAGGGUCUGUUGAGCGGAGAGGUAGAGCUGCAAGAGGGCUGGGAUGGGGUCAAGUGCACUUCCCCACAAGCGCUGCAGUUACAGAGAGCCAGCCUGACUCAGCUCAGCAAACCCCCCAAGACCAACAACAAGAAGUGCUGUAGUUAAACUGUGUGCUGGUGGUUGUCACCUAUAUGCACUCAUGUUACUGUAAAACCAAAACCAGCUCCCUGAGCUAGAUUUGUGGUGACAUUUUACUGUAUGACGUGAUCAUGGAACACACUGAUUUACAUCUUUCUGUGACAGAUAUUCUGUGACUCUGUAUGUAGCUAUGCGUGUACUUUCAACAUCCUUGAAAUCAGGUUUUGUGUACUUAACUAAGUGUUUUUAAAAUGUUAAAUCUACAUUUUGUGUUUUUAAGAUUUUGUUAGGGUCUACACUUGGAUUCAUGCUCUCUUAUGGGAGAUGCUAGGGCACAUAGCUGAUCAGAUGCGGUCAUUGCUUACCUCAGUUCAGCAGGGUCAUGGGUUGUAAUGAUGAUAUCCAGUAGUUGAGGCUUUUUCCCUAUUAAGUCUAAUAGGUGCUAUAGAUGAAACUCUGUUACCCAUUUAAUGUGUUAGGACAGGAUACUAUCACAUCCACUCUACUACUGAUUUUUGGAUCUCGGGACCUAUUAACUAGAAAGGUGGCUCCCAGCUGGAGGGGGGGGGGAAAGUAUAUUUGGUAAAACUCCUCCUGAGGUCAUGAUUUGUAACCAGGGGUUGCAAGUUUGAUUAAUUGUGAGAAGUCACAAGCACAAAAGGUUGGGAACCACUGCACUAGAGGGACAUCCUGCUUUUUCCUCAGAACCCAUUUCUGUGCAUAAAUCUGGGAAUUCUUGUCUAUGUUGGUUGUUUAAGUCCAGUGUUGUGCAAAUUACUGAAAAUUAGUAAUUAGUUACAGUUACUACUCUCAAAAGUAACUGAAUGACCAAUUACUGCAUAUAAAAGCCUAAUUAGUUACGAGGGAAAGUAACAUCUGUGUCACUUCUAAAUGUCUGCUUCAAUUCUUCUAUCAAUGCACACAUAGCUAUAUUAUUUUAGUGUUGCUUUGGUACAUUGUGGGACAAAACAACCAUCAAAUUUUAUCUAUCAUUGUACCCAUUAUCACUAUGAUGAUAAGUAAGUAGUGGAACAAUAAAUCAAAAUGGAUGUUUUGAUAGGCCUAUUUAUUGUAGCCUCAACAGGCCUUCAAAUCAAACACUAGUGCACAAGUCAGUUUUAAUACUCUUUUGGCAGUGUAACAUGAAAUAGUCCCAACAACAGUUUCUCUGUAGUGGAAUUACUAACACUGGCAGCAGAGGAAGAUGGGGUAUUAUAUUGGGUCCCCUGCUUGAGAUCAGAGGCAUCACUCUGGGCAAUUAUGCUGCCAGUGCAUCUUUUGGGACUGAGCAGGUUUUUGGAAAGAGCUUUGUCGCAUCACCAAUAAUUGCACAGCGUUCUGCAAGUUAGCAAUUUUAGCAGGUGUCAGUGUUACCUCGGGGUUCUACUCAGCACAAACAGAGUCGCAAGCAGUUCUGUCCACUUUAGGUCAUCCCUUUUUUAUUGACCACACGCAUGCUUUCACAACAUAAACAUGUUUCUCACUCUUAACUCCUCCGCUCACUUGACCGGUGUUUCCGGAGGGCACACAGUCCACUUUCUCAAACACAUAAUCAAUAUACAAUUAUAACUGAGAGCUGGCAUGUCUUAUUCUGGCUCCAGUGUGUGUGUGUGUGUGUCUUCCCAGGUCCAGCAUGCUACUGCAUCAAGAGGAGAGAUAAUAAUUAGACGACAGGUAACACCUGUGCCAAUUAGACUACCCCAGUACUGCUCCCAUGAGCCACUCCCACCCGUCUCUCCCCUGCAGCUGAACCUGAACCACAUCCCAUCACCUCAGUGCUGUUGUUGAAAUGAAUUACACAAAAACUCCAGGGUGCCUUUGGAUAUUGUUCUUUUGAAAUGCUGUGAGAGGUUUCCAUAGCAAUUACCGUUCCUCUGGCUGAUGAAUAGUCUCCUGUGUUUCUGCAUACCAAAAUGCAGACAAAGACGCCCAGAUUAAGGAUUCACUGACUGGUUGUUAACUGUUGAGUCUGUAUGAUGGUUUGUGUACUCGGUUCUCUACACACUGCAAGUUCAAUGAUUAUGUUUUGUACUUUUAAAUGUUUUAACUCCACUGGACCCUUAAAAACUUCAAUGUAGUCAAAUACUGUACAGUGUAGUCCUUUUAAGAGACAAUAAAUCACUUUCAAACUAACAGCAAUAAGCAUUUUUUUCUUACAAAUUGAAAGCCUUCCCUACAAACUCAAAGAUAAUCCUUUCUAAUAAAUGCAGACACCAUGUUGAACUUCUCCUCAGUUCAGUCUGGCCUCCUCAUUUGGUAAUAUCAAUCAUUUAUUAUUUUUUAUGACAUUAUGAAAACAUCUGGAGAUCAUUUCUUCCAUCAUUAUUUUGAUGCAAUAUUCUGAAAAUGGACAAGAAUAAAAAUAAAAUUUACAUGGAUGUUUGGAGUAAAUUACUGUAAUAAAACCAACUACAUUCAGUUACAAUAGACAACAGCACAUACA